This is a messenger RNA of Daucus carota subsp. sativus, 1354 nucleotides long. Its product is annotated as pto-interacting protein 1. Lineage: Eukaryota; Viridiplantae; Streptophyta; Magnoliopsida; Apiales; Apiaceae. The transcript is spliced from 7 exons. Gene Ontology annotation, biological process: protein phosphorylation. Bases 123 to 1211 code for a protein of 362 amino acids. Gene Ontology annotation, molecular function: protein kinase activity; ATP binding. The record is from RefSeq and is a predicted model, not a curated record.
AGGAAAGUUUACCAGGAUUGUAUUCUAACAUGUAUGAUUAUGUUAUUUUUUGCAGUUCUAGGAAUUAAGGCAUUUGGUAGUUCAUUUUUAGUCUUGUGUCAAGUAGCAAGGGAGAAGAGGCAAUGAGUUGCUUUGGCUGUUGUGUGGAUGAUGAUAUACCAAAGGCUGCUGCUAGAGGACCCUACAAGGCAAAUCAAUCAGCAGGAAAUGCCGGUGAUCAUGGUCAUCAUGCUACUGUGACAGCUCCAAGGGACACGAUAACAACUAACAUUCAGCCUAUUGCUAUCCCUGAGCUCUCAGUGGAAGAAUUGAAAGAUAUUACAGAUAACUUUGGCUCAAAAGCUUUGAUUGGGGAGGGGGCUCGUGGAAGUGUAUAUCAAGGUGUGCUGAGAAGUGGGCAGGCCGCGGCAAUUAAAAAAUUAGACUCCAGUAAGCAACCAGAUCAAGAGUUUCUAGCACAGGUUUCUAUUGCAUCACGGCUUAAACAUGAUAAUGUUGUUGAGCUACUUGGCUAUUGUGUGAAUGGUGGUCAUUGUGUCCUUGCCUACGAGUAUGCUUCAAAUGGAUCUCUUCGUGACAUUCUUCACGGGAAGAAAGGUGUUAAGGGUGCCCAACGAGGUCCAGUUUUAUCAUGGUCCCAAAGAGUGAAGAUUGCACUGGGGGUAGCAAAGGGACUUGAGUAUCUCCAUGAAGAGACACAGCCUCAGAUCAUCCAUCGAGAUAUCAAGUCCAGCAAUGUUUCACUUUUUGGUGCUGAUGUGGCUAAAAUUGCUGAUUUCGACCUCUCAAACCAACCACCGGACAUGGCAGCACACCUUCAUUCAACUCGAGUGCUUGGAACUUUUGUUUAUCAUGCACCUGAAUAUGCAAUGACUGGACGACUUAGCUCAAAAAGCGAUGUUUACAGCUUCGGUGUGAUCCUAUUGGAACUCUUAACAGGGCGUAAACCUGUUGAUGACACACUCCCUCGAGGACAGCAGAGUUUAGUGACAUGGGCAACCCCGAAACUCAGUGAAGAUAAAGUGGGACAAUGUGUUGACACUAGACUUGGCGGAGAAUACCCACCCAAGGCAGUUGCCAAGAUGGCUGCAGUUGCCGCCUUGUGCUUGCAGUACGAAGCUCAUUUUCGUCCAAAUAUGAGUAUUAUAGUGAAAGCUCUCCGUCCUUUGGUGAAGCCUCGGCCUUUAACUCCACGUCAAUCACAUCACUAGCGGAUUACUUCCCUAAUCUAUGAUCUACACCUCUCAAAUUGUAGUUUUGAUAUGUUAUUAUCGGCUAAAGUUUGAAUUGGUUAAGUUCUCUUUAGCCAUCAAACAAAAAUUUGUGCACGGUUUGUGAAUGCAAUUAUAUCAAA